UUGAAGUGUCUUUGUUUGAUUUUGAAAAAAACGCUUCAACAUAUUUCUGACAUGAUUAUCUAAACCUUGAAAAGAUUUGUUUCUUCCAUAGCCAUACCAAAAUCAAAUUGCUUCUUUGUCGUUUUAUUUAAAAGUAAAAGAGGCCAGAAUGAAAAGAUCUGUUCUUUAUUUGCUGGUUGUGCUCUGUUGUUCAAGCUUUGCACUGAGUGCCCUUGUGGAGGACUCUGAUUUUAUAGACGAAAGAGGAAAAGCGCUGAAAUACUUGAAGGUGGUCCCUGGCUCAAGAAGAAACAAAGUAGAAUACCAUGACAUAGAACAAGAGGCAGGGAAAGCUGUUCUUAAAUUGCUUGACGCCAAAAUAGGAAAGAAGGUUAAUGACGCCGCAAAAGAGGUCACAGAUUUCCUAAACGACGCAGUUGGUCAUCAUGCCCAACAAAGGACCAAAGAUAUACAAUCCGACAAGCAAAAAGAAAUGUCGCUUCUUCACCUUGGGGCCAAGAAAGUUCUUGACAACAAAGAUGAGGACAACAAGCCUAAAAAGAAUAAGGAUGGUUCCUUUCUUGUGCAUUUUAAAGUCCCAUAUAUUGUGACACCUGUCAAUGAGAAGAAGAAAACUAAACCAAAGAAGUAUCAUCACAAACACGCGAAAAAGCCGCAUUUGAAGAAAUACCACCACCGCAUUUUGCAUCACGGACAUCAUCACCACCACCAUCAUCACCAGGCUCACGUAGCAGAUGCAAGCAAACUUGCGCCACAAACUCCACAAGUCCCGUACAAUCCACAAGCACCUCAGACGCCACCCCAGCAACCCAACUACAAUGCUAUCGAUUUAAGCUUUAACGGAUAUAACUGGACUUACCAGUAUAGUAAUGACACCAGCUCGGACAUGGUCCCCUGUCAGGGAAACUGCAUGGAUCCUUGCACAACACAAUGUUCCAUGAGGCAAGAUUGCUGCUGCUGUGAUCCCAACAUGAUGGCUCAGACCCAGGCCCAAGCACCCGUUCCGCCUGCUGCCCCAGUGUACCCUCCUGUUCAGCCAAUGGACCCUAUGGCUCCACCUCCUUUCCAGCCUCCUCCUAUGCCAGCGUUCCCCCAAUCGCAGUGUCCCUCGGCGUGCAAAAGAAACUGUUUUACUUACUGUCCGCGUGAUUGCUGCGGAGUAGCAGGAAAAAGAGACAAGGUUACAAAGAAAGGAGCAUCUGACAGCUAAGGGAAAACCAUCGACCAAGCGGAGAGUGAGCGGGAUGACGAAGCGAGUGGUGACGAGAGAGUAUCUGAAGAAGAGACCGAACGACAGCAUAAGGUAGAGGAUGAUAUCAAACGUAUAGAGGAGAAAAAUGAUGAACAAGGAGACAGUGGAAAGGGUAAAGAACAAGCAGAUAACAAAGAAACCUUAGAAGGAAGCUCGGAGAGCAAAGAUGACAACGAAAAUGACGAUUAAGUUUCGAAAAUGGUGGCCAUACAUAAAAUGAUUUUGUCAGGAGUGACUCGACUUCAUGUACUUGAGAGUCGUCAAAUUUUCGGAAAGGAUCAGAACGAGCAAUGUUUAAAACAGUUUAAACAUACUUUUUUCGUUCCGUAAACUUUACAUUCUUCGUUUAUAACCCCAAACUUGAAACACUUCUCUAAGCGGCGUCUAAGGUUGUUCCCGUACGACAGAUAAUUAGACAUGCACUGGCUUUUAUAAAGCGUUAAGCAUUUAUCAAUGAUGAUAUUUCUUUCAAAGUGUAUAAGAAUCUCUCAAAAUACCUGGACCGAUAAGAUAUUUAUAUGAGAAGUACCUCAGUAAAAGAAUUUAUUAUUUCAUAACGAUCCUCUACUUUCAACCAUAGUUGGUUUUUAAGGUAUUUGAAAAACUUAAAACCUACAGUGCGCUCAAUGCCUCCAGAUCAAUGCAUUACUGACUGUAUAGAUUAUCCUUCAAAGGAGAAAGUUCCCAUAGUAACGUGACCCUGUAAUAGUCUAUGAGAGAGGUGUGGAUGUUGAUAAAAUAGCUAAAAUGAAAAUGAAGAAUAUGUUCAAAUAGGGAAAUAUAAAAGAGGAUGUGUGUUUUGAUCCAUUUGUAUAAAGAUACUUAUUUGACUUAAUUAAACAUUAAAAAGGACA
Stylophora pistillata is the source of this 2106-nucleotide messenger RNA. RefSeq lists its product as uncharacterized. Lineage: Eukaryota; Metazoa; Cnidaria; Anthozoa; Scleractinia; Pocilloporidae. The record is from RefSeq and is a predicted model, not a curated record.